GAAUAAAACAAAAGAAAUGGAAAUUUUUGGCGGUAGCGACUCGCGAGUCCCCAGCAAAAAUCGUGGUGGGAGUGCGGAAGCAAAAAGAUAUCCUCUUUAGGCUCCCAGACACCUCUUCAACUAGAAAAUGUUAACCCUCGAUGCAGUCCGGCCUUCUUUGUUAUCGGUUGUUCCCUUCGAUGGCAGCUAUCAAGUGUCUGGUCAAUUUGUGGUUGCUUCUAAUCUAAAUUGUUGGUUUACAAGAGCAAGUAGAAAGUUCAAGACUUUUCAGCUCAAGGCUGGAUUCUGGGAAUCAAUAAAAACUGGUCACUAUAGAGAGUUUACAACAUAUCAACAUAAAAGAUUGUUGAAGAAUAACACAACACAAGUCAUUGACUCACCCUCAACAGAUGAAGAAGAUGAUGAUUCUCUGCCUCAAGAGUUUAUCCUUGUAGAAAAGACUGAACUUGAUGGAACGAUUGAACAAAUUAUUUUCUCUUCAGGUGGAGAUAUUGAUGUUUAUGAUCUUCAAGCCCUUUGUGAUAAGGUGGGGUGGCCUCGGAGGCCUGUGUCAAAACUAGCUGCUGCCUUGAAGAAUAGCUAUAUGGUGGCAUCACUGCAUUCCAUCAGAAAGUCUACUGGUUCAGGUUCAGAGGAAAAUGAGAAGAAACUAAUUGGCGUGGCCCGUGCAACAUCAGACCAUGCCUUCAAUGCUACAAUAUGGGAUGUCCUCGUUGAUCCUAGCUAUCAGGGCCAAGGCCUUGGUAAGGCGCUUGUAGAGAAAUUGAUUCGGGCUCUUCUGCAAAGAGACAUCGGAAAUAUAACUCUAUUUGCAGAUAGUCAAGUUGUGGAAUUUUAUCGCAAUUUAGGUUUUGAACCUGAUCCUGAGGGCAUUAAAGGCAUGUUUUGGUACCCAAAGUACUAAUUUCGAACUUGCAAAGCCUGCUUUCGCAUCUUUUCCCUUGGUUGACGUUGCGGCAACAGCAGCUUGGUCCAGGAAGGCGGGAACCCAACAGAUCUGCGAGUAUAAAAAAUUUGUCAUCAAUGCUGCAAUUAUUGGUGUGGUCGUGGUUUUUUCUUUUUGUUUCUCUUUUUUUGCCCCCUCCCCUUCUCUCUGAAUUUUUUGGUUUUUGUUCAAUAGCUCGCAGUUUCUUGAAUCUGCAGGCAGUGAGAAGACUGUAUUCCACAAUCAUGCAAAAUUUUUUCUUA
Messenger RNA from Prosopis cineraria, 1188 nucleotides. Its product is annotated as histone acetyltransferase TAP1. The transcript has 9 exons. Bases 128 to 904 code for a protein of 258 amino acids. NCBI's taxonomy places the organism in Eukaryota, Viridiplantae, Streptophyta, Magnoliopsida, Fabales, Fabaceae. Gene Ontology annotation, cellular component: cytoplasm. Gene Ontology annotation, molecular function: N-acetyltransferase activity. The record is from RefSeq and is a predicted model, not a curated record.